AUGGUUGUCACAAAAUGGGUGCUAUCGAUGCUUCUUGGUCUUAUACAACCGGCGUUAACAACCGCGUCUGCCUCGUCGCGCGUGCACACAGGGCCUCUUCCGUCCUUAUCCUCUCCCCUUGGACCCGUCGUCAACCUAGGCUAUGCAGCAUUUGCCGGGAACGAUACGUCUCCCGAGGGAGAAGUUCAUACAUCGGUGACGUUUUACGGGGGUAUACCGUUUGCUCAGCCUCCCGUGGGGGACCUUCGAUUCAGAGCUCCGAAGCGACUGGACGAAACGAUUAGGGACCCAGCUCGUGUUCGGAUAUCAGAUGCAAGGAAUUGGGGCGCACCUUGCAUCCAGCAGACCGCGCAGGUGGGCAUAGGAUCCGAAGACUGUUUGACGUUGAACGUGUGGAAGCCCUCGAAUGCAUCCGAGGCAAGCAGACUUCCCGUACUUGUAUAUUUCCACGGGGGAGGUUAUUUUGCGGACCUGCCGCAUCGCAUUCAGUCGCCAUUUGGGUUCCCUUUCUACCACUGGGUGGCCCAAAACCAGGGUUUCAUUGCCGUAUCCGUCACAUACCGCCUCAACCUCCUUGGAUUCCUUGGCGGGGCUGCCGUCGCUGCCGAUGGUGACAUGAACGCAGGGUUCCACGACCAACGCGCUGCCUUGGAGUGGGUCCAGAGGAAUAUACACCGCUUCGGAGGGGACCCUGACGAAGUGACGAUUGCUGGCGAAAGUGCUGGUGGCGGCAGCGUACUUGCACAGAUGAUGGCAUACGGCGGGUCCAAACCGAUUCAUUUCAAACGAGGUAUCGUGCAAUCGGGAGCCUUUGGAUUGUUUCCCACUACGGAGCAAGCAGAAACAACAUUCAAGAAUGUUGCCUCUAUAGUAGGCUGUACUGGGUCAAAUGCCAAGAUUAUGAAGUGCCUUCGCAAUGCAUCCGUAGGUGCACUUGCCAGCGCCAUCAACAAGGGGUCCUAUCCCCCGUUGAUAGAAGGUCCCGGCGGCUUUUUGCCCGGCUUACCGACCCACCUUCUCCAUUCUGGGAAGUUCAAGAAGGUGGACUUCAUGGGCGGGCAUACAACAGAUGAUGUGCGUGUUUUGAUCGCCGCUGCGCCUGAGGCGUUUCAGUCGGAGGAGGAUAUAAGGAGGAUCCUCUUCCCGCACCUUACAGCGGGACUAUUGGACAAGGCGUUCAAGUUAUAUCCACCACCUGGUACGCCUGGGAGCCCAUACGCGAAUGAAUACGAACGCGGCGCACAGAUGUUCCAAGAUAGCACUCUAGGGUGCUUUGAUAUUCUUGCUGCCCGGAAACUGGCCAGUCGAGGCGAAGACGAUGUCUUCUCAUUUAGAUGGAACUCCCCACACAUGGUCUGGUGGGAGCGCAAGCCAUAUCAAGGCUCCAUGCAUACGUCUGACCUGUAUUACCUGUUCCACGGUCAGUCAGACCAAGCCUUGUUAUCAUAUGUUAAGCUGAGGCCAAACCUGCUUUCGAAAUCUAUCAGGUACUGUGCGGCUACCCAAUGCCCUAGAUUCUUUCAGGGCAUUAAACGAGAGUGA
Pleurotus ostreatus (oyster mushroom) is the source of this 1542-nucleotide messenger RNA. RefSeq lists its product as uncharacterized. The record is from RefSeq and is a predicted model, not a curated record. Lineage: Eukaryota; Fungi; Basidiomycota; Agaricomycetes; Agaricales; Pleurotaceae. The transcript is spliced from 13 exons. The coding region runs from base 1 to 1542 and encodes 513 amino acids.